Chenopodium quinoa (quinoa) is the source of this 351-nucleotide messenger RNA. RefSeq lists its product as uncharacterized. Lineage: Eukaryota; Viridiplantae; Streptophyta; Magnoliopsida; Caryophyllales; Amaranthaceae. The transcript has a single exon. The coding region runs from base 1 to 351 and encodes 116 amino acids. The record is from RefSeq and is a predicted model, not a curated record.
AUGCCUAUUUCCCUCUUGAUCACCUCUACUCUUUCACAAUUCUUGAGCUCGUGGCGUCGUCCAAUGAUAAUAUAUGCUGGAGUGUGGACACUCCUUCUCACGGUGACUGUGGCGGUGGCGGCCUUAACCCCGGAAACUACCUUUAUAUGGGCUAUAACACCAACAUCACCGUUUUCAACUGCUUGUAAAUCAGAAGGUAGCUUAAGGGUACCGGUAGACCUUCCAUCGGAUGUCGUUUGCUUGCCGGCGAAGUACUUUCAACGUUCAAAGAUUGAUCUUUUUGUGUCUCCAAUAUUUGCUGCUCUUGUAGUUGCUAGCUCUGCUUGUGUAGUCAGAAGUUUUGGCAUGUGA